AUGACCGGGCUGACCGUGUGCCGCCGGGGUCUGGGGCUUGCGUGCAGUGACAUUUCCGAUCCAGAAGAACCCCCACCCCCUGUACCAGCAAAUGGAAUUCAGGGGGUUAACCGGAGGUUCGAGCCCGGCAGUCACCAGACCUUGCAGGGAAGCUGUGAUUCUUCCAGACUGCGGAAGGAGCCCCCUCCUGCCCCCCCUCCCCCGGCUGCUCACCUGAAGGUGGCACCUUUUGGUCCAGUCAGGAAAGGGGGGUCCCUCCCUGACCACAAUCUCUCUUCUCCUCGACUUCUUCCAGCGGUGAAUCUCACAGGCAUUGACUGGAAAUGGAAGGAGAACACCCGGGCCCACCACACCCACCAGUUCAGGACCAAAGAGCUGGUGGUGCGCCGGGGGGAACCCUGGACUCUCACUCUGACCUUCCGUAAGACGAAGCCAUCGGACAGCCUCACCUUCAUCGUGGAAACAGGGGCAACCCCUGUUCUCCAGGCCCAGACGCGGGUGGCCUUUACCACGACCCAGGCUCUUCAGUAUGGAACUUGGUGUGCGGUCCAGACCUCCUCUGAUGCCAACUCGGUGACAGUCUCCAUUUCGAGCCCGGCCAAUGCCAUAAUUGGACGCUAUAACCUCAGCGUGAGAGCCGGCUCCGGAAGCAGCGCCCCCGACACCAGCCUGGGCACGCUGGUCUUGCUCUUCAACCCUUGGCUGACAGGGGAUGAUGUGUUCAUGCCAAACAGCGCCGAGCGCGAGGAGUACGUCCUCUCGGAGUCUGGCCUGAUCUUUAUGGGCAGCCCCUAUUAUAUCUCUCGGAUUGGAUGGAACUUUGGACAGUUUCAAGCUGGCAUUCUGGAUAUCUGCCUCGCUAUGCUGGACCUGAGCAAAAGCUUCCGGAAGGACGCCCACAGAGACCUGACUCGCCGGAAUGACCCCAAGCACGUGGGCCGAGUGAUGAGUGUCAUGGUCAACAACAUCAGUGACUAUGACAUAGGAGUCCUGCGGGGCAACUGGAGCGGGAACUACCGGGGCGGGGAGAACCCCACCUUCUGGACUGGGAGCGUGGACAUCCUCCGGCGGUGGAAGGCUUCUGGCUACAACGUGGUGAAGUAUGGGCAGUGCUGGGUCUUUGCAGGAGUUUUGAACACCGUCCUCCGGUGCCUGGGAAUGCCUGCGCGCGUGAUCACAAACUUCAACUCGGCCCAUGACACAGACAGAAACCUCACAGUGGAUGUCUACUACGAUGAGUCUGGAAACCCCCUGGGAAGGGACGACGACAGUGUUUGGAACUACCACGCGUGGAAUGAAAGCUGGUUUGUUCGGUCUGACCUGGGCUCUGCAUACAGUGGAUGGCAAAUUCUGGAUGCAACGCCACAGGAGAGAAGUGCAGGCCUCUUCCGGUGUGGUCCAGCUUCCCUCGUAGCCAUCAAAGAGGGAGACGUGGACUUGAAGUACGACUGCCCCUUUGUCUUUGCGGAGGUCAACGCGGACUGCGUCAGUUGGACGCACAACAUGUUCACAGGAGGGAAAAAGAGACUCUACACCGAGACCAAGUCAGUCGGCCAGUUCACCAGCACCAAGGCCGUGGGCCGCUAUGCCCGGGUGGACGUCACCGACAAUUACAAAUACCCAGAAGGUUCUGCUGAAGAAAGGAAAGUCUUUGAGAAAGCCUGGUCAAAGAUGAAUAAAAACGCUCCAGCUGCUUAUCCGCUUCCUCUAAAGCCCAGCAUUUUGGGGAAAUUCAAGGUGGAGAACACCCCAGAGGUGGGCAAAGAUAUCCACGUAGCUUUGAUACUCACCAACCCUACUUCUGAGCCCAAGACCGCAGAGGUGUACAUGACUGCAUGGACCAUUGUCUACACGGGGAAGCUAAUCCAAAAGAUCUGGAAGAACACUCAGUCUGUGACCCUGAACCCCAAAGAAGAGAAAACUUUCCCUGUGAAGAUCACCUAUGAGGAUUACCAGCAGCACCUGACCACAGACAACAUGAUCCACAUCACAGCCUUGUGCCGCCCACAGGGGGGGGAUUGGGACACCCUGGUGGAGCGCAACCUCAUGCUGGAAAACCCCAGCCUCACCGUGAAGGUGCUGGGGCAGGCGAAAGUGAACGAGGCGGUGCAGGUGGAGGUGCUGUUCACGAACCCUCUCGCUGAGUCGAUCAAGGACUGCGUGCUGCACGUGGAGGGCAGCGACCUGCUGGUGGAGAAGCUGAAGCUGGACGGCCGCCCACUAGAGGCCAAGCAGCAGGGAGCCAUCCAGUUUGCGCUGACCCCCAGCAAGGCUGGCACCAAGCAGCUGCUCGCCAAUUUCUCCUGCGACAAAUUUCAGCACGUCAAAGCCUUUGAGAUACUGGACGUGGCGCAUUGAACCUGAAGUCCACGGUGGCCUGGCAGACUGGAAGGAGGCCGCUGCUGUUACCCACUGCCAGGGGUAACUAGAAAGUGAUUUCAGAGUGAUUUCAGUUUGGCAGCAAUGAGCAAAUUCAGAGGCAGGCUAACCUUUUAGAAACAGAAGGGUUCUUUAAU
Molecule: messenger RNA, 2516 nt
Organism: Sphaerodactylus townsendi
Lineage: Eukaryota; Metazoa; Chordata; Lepidosauria; Squamata; Sphaerodactylidae
Product: protein-glutamine gamma-glutamyltransferase E-like
Exons: 15
Coding region: 1-2358 (785 amino acids)
Biological process (GO): peptide cross-linking
Molecular function (GO): protein-glutamine gamma-glutamyltransferase activity
Source: RefSeq, a predicted model, not a curated record